CUCUCUGUCUUUCUAUAUAUAUGUGCACACAGCCUUGCCUUUUUUACUCCAACCCAAAGCACCUCAUAACUAAAGCAAAAGCUCACUCAAAACAACAAAUAUGGAGUUCAAUGCCAAAACUACUACCACUACUACAAGUACUGCAUCACUUCCACCUCCAUUCUCCUACUCUCCAUCCUCUACUUCUUCUCCCAGUACUUCAUCAUUUCCCUCUCCUAACUCUCAGCACUUAUCUAAUUAUCCUUCUCCUCAUGCUUCUAAUAGUAAUAUUGCUACAAAUCCAUCUCCGACCUCUCCUUCACCGCCACCGCCAACUGUGAUUCUCAGCCCAUGCGCCGCCUGCAAGAUUCUUCGCCGCCGGUGUGCAGAGAAGUGCGUUUUAGCUCCAUACUUCCCUCCUACUGAGCCCCUCAAGUUCACUAUUGCCCACAAAGUCUUUGGAGCUAGCAACAUCAUCAAGCUCUUGCAGGAAAUUCCAGAGUCUCACAGAGCAGAUGCAGUGAGCAGCAUGGUUUACGAAGCCAAUGCUAGAAUUCACGACCCGGUUUAUGGCUGCGCCGGAGCAAUUUUCCAGCUCCAGAAACAAGUCGGUGAGCUCCAAGCUCAACUGGCCAAGACACAGGCAGAGCUAGUGAACAUGCAAUGCCAGCAAGGAAAUUUGAUUGCCCUAAUUUGCAUGGACAUGACAAAGUCUAAAGAACAAGCCACUUUGCAGCAGCAACAGUCUAAUAACAUUGACACAAGCUGUUUUCUGGAUGAAAACAAUUUGGGCACGGCUUGGGAGCCUCUCUGGACAUAAACAGUAAUUUGGACCUUGAUCAUUUCACAUUGGAAAAAAGAUACUUUGAAAAAUUGUCCAAAAAAGUGACCAUCUCUUAAUUAGUUAAUUAAGGUAUAUAGAAAUUAUAUAUAAGCGUUAUGGCGCUUCUAAAAUAAUAACGUUAGUGGUAAACUUUAUAUUUCUCGCCGGGGGUGGGUAUGCAGGAAACAGGAGGGAUGUCUUAUUAUUCUUAGUCUGUGCUGAUUAAUUCUUGUAUGAAAAUCAAAGCAACCUAAUUAUAUACAUAUAUGUGCUGA
Messenger RNA from Pyrus x bretschneideri (Chinese white pear), 1077 nucleotides. RefSeq names its product LOB domain-containing protein 1-like. The transcript is spliced from 2 exons. The record is from RefSeq and is a predicted model, not a curated record. NCBI's taxonomy places the organism in Eukaryota, Viridiplantae, Streptophyta, Magnoliopsida, Rosales, Rosaceae. The coding region runs from base 101 to 799 and encodes 232 amino acids.